Molecule: messenger RNA, 777 nt
Organism: Williopsis jadinii
Lineage: Eukaryota; Fungi; Ascomycota; Saccharomycetes; Phaffomycetales; Wickerhamomycetaceae
Product: acetoin reductase
Exons: 1
Coding region: 1-777 (258 amino acids)
Biological process (GO): acetoin catabolic process
Molecular function (GO): acetoin dehydrogenase (NAD+) activity
Source: RefSeq, a predicted model, not a curated record
AUGUCCAGAGUUGCUCUAGUUACAGGUGCCGCCAGAGGUAUUGGUAAAGGUAUUUCACUUCAGCUUGCACGUGAUGGUUACGACGUUGCCAUUACUGAUCUUUCAUUCCAGAAGGAAUUGGCGUUGCAAACAGUAAAGGAGAUUGAGGCUCUUGGUCGCAAGUCCUUCUUCAUUGAAGCUGAUUCUUCUAAGAAAGAGGACUUGGCCAACGCAGUCAAUUUGACUCAUAAGGAAUUGGGUAACUUCAAUACUCUUGUUAACAACGCAGGUGCUGCCUCCAUCGCGCCAUUGGUUGAUGUCAAGGCUGCUGAUGUUGAAAAGCUGUGCAAGAUUAACAUCGGUGGUGUCCUGUUCGGUAUCCAAGCUGCUGCUGAGAAGUUCCAGGAGCUGGAUCAGCCUGGUAAGAUCAUCAAUGCUUGUUCAAUCGCUGGUCAUCAAGCCUUCCCUAUGCUUGGUCUGUACUCUGCUACCAAGUUUGCCGUUAGAGGUUUGACCCAAGUUGCAGCAAAGGAACUUGCUUCGAAGAAGAUCACAGUUAAUUCGUACUGUCCAGGUAUUGUUCUCACUCCAAUGUGGGAUCUCAUUGAUGAAAAGAUGGGUGAAUACACUGGUGCACCAAAGGGUGAGACUUUGAAGAAGUACAUUGAAGGGAUCGCUCUUGGUAGAGGCUCCGAGCCACAGGAUGUUGCAAACUUGGUCAGUUUCCUUGCCUCUGAGAAAGCCGAUUACAUCACUGGUCAAUCCAUUCUUGUUGACGGUGGUAUUGUCUACAAUUGA